AUGGGAUACUAUUUUGGAAAUCAGGGCGGUUAUCGCAAUGUCGCUGUCGAGCUCGAAAGGGUCGGCCUGGAGGGCCGCAUCGCGAAAACGUCAGCUGUACAGUAUCUUACAGAUAUUGGUGUCAGUAAGGCGUUCCAAUCCGAGGUCGUCGAGCCCUGCGUACGUGCGCGUUUUUCUCUUGACCUGACGCAGGUUCGAGCGAUAGGUGCAUUCAUGGCUUGCAAGGAGUCAAAAGAAAUGUUUAUAGAAGGUGGCAACGUCCAACUUGUAGAAGCAAUGGUCAAUACUUCGCUAGCGGACGUGCAGCUGCGAAGCGAGGUAGUUGGCAUCGAACAGGGCCAGGAUCGACGCUACAAGCUCUCUAUCGGGAAUGCAUCCGGUUUCGCGUCACAUCAAUAUCGAGAAUUCGAUAUAGUCGUCUUGACAGGGCCGGUACACGGCAGUCCCAUCCUAGGUAGCCUCGCAAAGCUGAGCCCGCUGCCGGAGAAUCUCCUGUCGCCACAAAAGCACAUCGCAACACAUGUCACCUACUUUGCUACUGAGCACGGCUUAAAACCACAGUAUCUUAACCUAUCUGCUGACAUCGAAGUCCCCGACCGCCUGCUGACGACAUCUGCCGAACUUAAUCUGAUGUCUUUCUCCAAGUGGGAUUGGAUGGGUUAUUACUGGGAAGACCGACUUCGGCGCAAGAAGCCCUGGAUACCACGGAGCGACCCGGAAGAGUACGAGUGUGCGAACGGCAGGUUUCAUUACGAGAAGCUGUAUCGUGUCGUGACUCGCCGAUACGCCUCGAACCGCGAGCUUGCUACCAUGGUCGGGAAGAGCUGGGAAGAUGGGCAAGAUGCUACGGAUGUCGGUAUUAGCUGGGUGCAUCGACAAGAAUGGGGCAAAGCUGUGCCAAACUUUGAAGUGAACGGGAAUCUAUCAGGAGACAUCGAGAUGAUGGAAGGUCUUUACUGGGUAGAUGAUGUGGAUGAGAUCAUGUCGUUGCUGGAAAUGAGUUGCAAAAUGGGGAGAAAUGUGGCUUCAAACAUUCUAAACACUCAAGACCGAGACACGCCCAGGCGCGUGCAUAGCGAGCUGUAG
Molecule: messenger RNA, 1086 nt
Organism: Alternaria ventricosa
Lineage: Eukaryota; Fungi; Ascomycota; Dothideomycetes; Pleosporales; Pleosporaceae
Exons: 2
Coding region: 1-1086 (361 amino acids)
Biological process (GO): prenylated protein catabolic process; prenylcysteine catabolic process
Molecular function (GO): prenylcysteine oxidase activity
Source: RefSeq, a predicted model, not a curated record